UCUUAAAAGUGGGCGUGGCUUCCUGCUACAUCCCCUGCUGCUGGGGCGGAGAACGCGGAAGUAAAACUCUGGCGGAGCUGAAUCCUGGACUGACUUUCUAAACCCUGGUCCAAGGUACAUUUCUGAGCAUCAAUAUAACAAUGUGGCCAAAUCAAGGGCCACCCCCUCCUACGGGGCCACCAAACCCUGCCUAUCCUCCUGGCUACAACCCUGCAUAUCCAGCUGGACCUCCUCCAGGAGGCUUCCCACAGCCCACAAACCCAGUGUACCCACCUGGUCAGUACCCAGCUGGGAUGAUGAACCCUGCUGUGGUGCCACCUCCAGGUGCGAUGCCGUAUGGAGCUCCAGGACUUCAUCCUUACCCUGCAGCACCUGGUGGAUACCCAAUGGUGCCCCCUGCAGCUGGCCACCCAGGCCCGUUUCCACACUCUCCGAAAGGUCACAAAGGUCAUCAUCAUCAUGGAGGCAUCGCUGGACCUUUAGCUGGAGGAAUAGCAGGGAUGGGAACGGGGAUGGCGGGACACAAAGCCCACAAGAAGAUGAAGAAGAAGAUGAAGAAAGCACACAAGCAUGGGCACCACAAACACGGCAAGUCCUCCAGCAGCAGCAGUAGCAGCAGCGACUCAGACUGAGUCAAUGCAGAUUACACAGAGAUGACAUUUCUUUAAACUUUGGCCUUAAAAUGAACCAUAAACACACACAAAAAAAAAAGUCAUUCCACUUUCACCCACAUUCUGAGAAAACAGCAGUAUUAUCAUUUCUAGUUGGAUGUACUUCUAACACUAGAAGUCUAUGAUAUGUGAGCCUGUCGGCAUCAUUUCACUUUUCAGUCUUGUGUCAUUGAUUUCAAGAGCUUUUGUUAAGACAUUCAUGUUAAUGUAAAAUACAUGGAGUUCUGUGUAAACACAGGGAUUUAAUAAUCUGAUGAUCCCAAUCUUAACUGAUGCUGCUUUGCAUUGUCUGCAUUAAAAUCUUUACCACUCA
Molecule: messenger RNA, 984 nt
Organism: Cynoglossus semilaevis (tongue sole)
Lineage: Eukaryota; Metazoa; Chordata; Actinopteri; Pleuronectiformes; Cynoglossidae
Product: proline-rich protein 13
Exons: 4
Coding region: 141-632 (163 amino acids)
Source: RefSeq, a predicted model, not a curated record